AUGGGGAUGUUUGCGGGGCAGCAGAAAUCGUGCUUCUUCACUCUGUUUUAUUCUCGUGUGCCUCCUCCUCUCCCCGCUCUCUCUGUGUCUAGGAACUGGCUACCCCUUCCUGUCUCUCUCUCUCCUCUCUCACGCGGUUAUCUCUUGGCCACUGCUUCCCUCCUCCGCAUCGGGGUCGCCCUCGUCGCGCUCGCUCAGCCGAGCCUCAGUCCCCCGGGGUUUUGCGGAUUUGGACCGAAGACGAGCGCCUCCUUCCCUCCUUGUCCUCUGCUGAAGCGGCAGGUGGAAGAACCUGACAGGGGAGAAAUCCCGCCGCCGGCGGAGGACAAUGCUUCAGCCGGGAUUUGGACCGAAGACGAGCGCCUCCUUCCCUCCUUGUCCUCUGCUGAAGCGGAGCGAGGGGUGAUUGUGCUUGUGGGGAAGCAUCUUGAGUUGGCGGGGCUAUCCACCUGCAGAGGGAGGAGGCUUAAUCCUGGAGACGGGGUCUCUUUCUCCUUCCCUCCUCUCCCCUCUCACCACCACCAACAACCCACCUCCCCUUCCGCCGCCAAAUUCCCUUCAAAACGUCGCUUUUCCUCUGCAGCAGCAGCAGCUUCCUCUUCUUCUGAGAUUGUCCGCUUCUCCACACAAGACAACGGCGAGGAGAUUGGGCGAAUCCCCAACGAGUGGGCUCGCUGCCUUUUGCCCCUCGUGAAAGAAAACAAGGUCAGAAUCGAUGGCUUUUGCAAAUCGGCUCCCCAAGUCCUCGGCAUAAUGGACACCAUUCUCUUGUCUGUCAGCGUUUAUAUCAACAGUUUAAUGUUCUGCGAGCACCACCUGAGAUUAGUGAAGCCUACUGCCCCCACAACAAUGGAUACAUCCACUGUCCAUCCCCUGCCGACACUCUUCAGACUGCUUGGCCUCAUACCCUUCAGAAAGGCUGAGUUUAGUCCUGGGGACCUCUACAAUAAAAAAAGAAACAUAGAAUCCAAGGACAGUUCUGGAACUCUUGGAGUUGCAUUACCCCCUGCUAAAUGUCAGAAUUUAUCUUCGAGUGGAAACAGAGGAAAAGAAGAAGAUGAAAGCAUUCCAGACUGUGAACUAGAGACUAUUGUGGGGCUCUCUGACAGUUCUCAACUAGAGGAAUUGAAUCCCCCUGAUAUACUUCAGUGUGAGCUACGACCUUACCAGAAACAGGCUCUUCAUUGGAUGGUGCAUAUGGAGAAAGGGAGUAAUCUAGAGGAGGCAGCAACAACCCUUCACCCAUGUUGGGAUGCAUAUCGUCUUGCCGAUAAGAGGGAGUCUGUUGUCUAUUUGAAUUCAUUUUCAGGAGAAGCUACAACAAUAUUCCCUAGCACACUUCAAAUUGCAAGAGGAGGAAUUUUGGCAGAUGCUAUGGGACUAGGCAAGACCAUAAUGACCAUUGCGCUUUUGGUUACUCAUUUUGGAAAGGGGGGCUCAUGUACUUCCUCCGACAGCCAGGCCUCUGCUGUAGCUAACUAUUCCAACCACAUCCCCCAUAAAUCUCCGAACACUUCAAAGAAGUCAAAAGGCACAUCUGAUUUUAGCAAAUUGCUGAAGUUUAAGGCUCCACUUAUAGGAGGUGGCAGCCUGAUUAUCUGUCCUAUGACACUGCUAGGACAGUGGAAGGCUGAGAUUGAAACCCAUGUUCAACCUGGUACACUCACAGUUUACGUUCACUAUGGACAGAGUAGACCAAGGGAUGCAAAGUUCUUAGCUCAGAGUGACAUUGUUCUGACAACAUACGGUGUGUUGGCAUCAGAAUAUUCAUCUGAGAAUUCUGAAGAGAAUGGAGGGCUUUACUCAGUGCAGUGGUUCAGGAUAGUUCUUGAUGAAGCACAUAUUAUAAAGUCAUCCAAGAGCCAAAUUUCCAUAGCUACGGCUGCACUGGCUGCUGACAGAAGAUGGUGCCUUACGGGUACUCCUAUUCAGAAUAAACUGGAGGAUAUAUACAGUCUUCUUAGAUUUUUGAGAAUAGAACCUUGGGGAAACUGGGGGCUGUGGCAUAAACUCAUCCAAAAGCCUUACGAGGAAGGCAAUGAACGUGGUUUGAAAUUGGUGCAGUCCAUACUAAGGCAAAUAAUGCUAAGAAGGACAAAAUCUAGUACAGAUAGAGAUGGCAGGCCAAUUAUUGUUCUUCCACCAGCACGUGUUGAGAUAAUUUAUUGCGAGAUGACAGCAGCUGAGAAGGACUUCUAUGAUGCAUUGUUUAAAAGAUCCAAGGUGAAGUUUGACCAGUUUGUUGCACAAGGACGGGUCCUUCACAAUUAUGCUUCAAUAUUGGAAUUGCUUUUACGGCUUCGUCAGUGCUGCGAUCACCCAUUUCUCGUGAAGAGUCGUGGUGAUACCCGAGAGUUCUUAGAUCUGAACAAGCUUGCUAAGCGUUUCCUGCAAGGCGGUAAGGAUGCUAUUGGUAAAGAAUCCAACAUUCUACAAUCAGAGGCCUAUAUUAAGGAGGUUGUGGAGGAAUUACGUAAUGGUGAAGAAGGGGAAUGUCCUAUUUGCCUGGAAGUAUAUGAAGAUGCAGUAUUGACACCCUGUGCUCACCGCCUCUGUCGAGAGUGUCUCUUGGCCAGCUGGAGCAAUGCUACAACUGGCUCUUGUCCUGUUUGUAGGAGUAUCAUCAAUAGGCAGGAGCUAAUAACUGCACCCACCAGUAGCCGCUUCCAAAUUGACAUUGAAAAAAACUGGAUUGAAUCGUCAAAGAUUUCCGUUCUUUUACAGGAUCUGGAAAACCUUCGGUCUUCAGGAUCUAAAAGUAUUUUGUUCAGCCAAUGGACUGCAUUUUUGGAUCUUCUUGAGAUUCCUCUUUCAAGGAGAAACUUCACAUUUCUUCGUUUGGAUGGGACGUUAAAUCAGCAACAGCGAGAGAAAGUAAUCAAUCAGUUUACAGAAGAUGAUAACAUUCUGGUAUUACUGAUGUCUUUAAAGGCUGGUGGUGUUGGAAUAAACCUUACGGCAGCAUCUAAUGCCUUUUUGUUGGAUCCCUGGUGGAACCCAGCUGUUGAGGAACAAGCUGUCAUGCGCAUUCAUCGCAUUGGUCAAACUAGAACUGUUUCAAUCAAAAGGUUCAUUGUAAAGGGAACAGUAGAAGAAAGAAUGGAAGCUGUGCAGGCACGAAAGCAGAAGAUGAUCUCUGGAGCACUGACUGACCAGGAAGUUCGUACUGCAAGAAUAGAGGAACUAAAGAUGCUCUUCACUUGAAUGAAAGCAAACAUUUAACGCAUAGAAACGUAUGGAAAAUGAUGUGCCAGCAUUUCUCAUGUCAGUCCGACAAUGAUGCAGCCCUCCACUACAUUUAAAGAGCUAAAUUUCUGUGCCAAGUUUCUGCAACUUCAAUCAAGAAAAGCGCCAUGUACAAGACCAGCCACUCACACAGGGAGAUAUAUAGAUGGUUAAAGAGAUCAACCUGGUUAUGACUACCCCUAUAUCGUUUACGUUUGAUUCACACUUGGAUGGGUCGGAGGAGGAUUUUGAUCGACUGUUCAGGUUGAGAUUGCCACCCCCGAGUCGUAGAGGAGUGGGUGAUUGCUUCUCUUGUCAUACUAUAGCAAAGUAAUUCUGUGCAUAACCUAAGGCUUGUUAAUUAGCACAUUCAUCCCAAAUUUUCUUGCCUUUUACGUACGCCCUCAUGGGAUAUUAUUUUCAGUUAUUUACUAGGUCACAGUCAAACAGGGAUUACAUUUUGACUAAUUUUAGGUGAUUAUUUAAAUAUUGAAA
Asparagus officinalis (garden asparagus) is the source of this 3720-nucleotide messenger RNA. Its product is annotated as putative SWI/SNF-related matrix-associated actin-dependent regulator of chromatin subfamily A member 3-like 2. The record is from RefSeq and is a predicted model, not a curated record. The transcript has 23 exons. Gene Ontology annotation, molecular function: ATP binding; nucleic acid binding; zinc ion binding. The coding region runs from base 1 to 3204 and encodes 1067 amino acids. Lineage: Eukaryota; Viridiplantae; Streptophyta; Magnoliopsida; Asparagales; Asparagaceae.